Penicillium canariense is the source of this 1167-nucleotide messenger RNA. RefSeq names its product MBL fold metallo-hydrolase. Lineage: Eukaryota; Fungi; Ascomycota; Eurotiomycetes; Eurotiales; Aspergillaceae. The record is from RefSeq and is a predicted model, not a curated record. Gene Ontology annotation, molecular function: sulfur dioxygenase activity. Gene Ontology annotation, biological process: glutathione metabolic process; hydrogen sulfide metabolic process. The coding region runs from base 1 to 1167 and encodes 388 amino acids. The transcript is spliced from 2 exons.
AUGAAAUCCCUUCGGGCCCACAUUUCAAGUCGCCCGCCCGGUGUAGCGGGCCUGCAAUUAAAUCCAGGCAUCGCGUUCGUGCCGUUCAUCCCGGGUAUCCAGCACGCCAGUCCACGAGGCCCGCUAGGCAAUAGGGCCACAUACGGAACUCAAGGUCCUCGAAAAGCACUAUUUCCUUACAGCCCGCACUCAACGGUUUCAACACAUUGCACAGGCUAUCCUCUCCACCAGGACCUAGGCAAGCGGUCAGGUCGCGCGCCAUACAGCACCAACGUCACCGCAACACACGAACCAAAGAUCCACCAUGUGUUCGAAGCCAAGACCGGCACAUGGCAGUACAUCGUCGCAGAUCCAGCAACAAGGACUGCCGUAAUCAUUGAUCCGGUCUUGGACUACGAUGCAGCCACACAGACCAUCACAACCGGCUCCGCUGAUGCCUUACUCGCCCUUGUCCAGGCAAACGGGUACCGGGUGGAGAGAAUCCUCGAAACACACGCCCAUGCAGACCACUUGACUGCUUCGUCGUACCUCCAAAAGCAACUCGUGCAAAGACAAGGCUUCCGGCCUCCCAUUGGCAUUGGCAAACGCAUCGCGCAAGUACAAAGGCUAUUUAGCCAGCGGUACGGGCUAGCGAAGGAUGAAUGGCUCGGUGUCUUCGACAAGCUCUUUGAAGACGACGAGACCUUUCGUGUGGGCGAAUUGACCGCGAAAGUAAUCCAUCUUCCCGGCCAUACCCCCGACCACUUAGGUUAUCAGGUUGGAGACAACGUCUUUUGCGGCGACUCCCUCUUCCACGCAGACAUCGGCACCGCACGCUGCGACUUUCCCGGCGGCGAUGCAACGCACCUCUUUCAAUCUGGUCGCAAGCUGCUAGAUCUCGAUGACCAUGUGAAGAUCUGGCCGGGCCACGACUACCCGCCCGAGGGCCGGGAUCCCGUACCCUGGAUGAGCGUGCGUGAUCAGAAAGAGCAGAAUAAGCACCUGAGCGAUGUCGUGACCGAGGAAGAGUUCGUGAAGAUGCGGACGGAGCGAGAUCGGCAUUUGAACGCGCCGAGGCUGCUUCAUCCGUCGCUGCAGAUGAACAUCCGGGCUGGGCGGCUGCCGAGGGAGGAGUCGGGACACCGGAUGCUUCGGUUACCUUUGAAGUUGAACGGUUUGAACUGGUAA